Scedosporium apiospermum is the source of this 3243-nucleotide messenger RNA. RefSeq lists its product as uncharacterized. NCBI's taxonomy places the organism in Eukaryota, Fungi, Ascomycota, Sordariomycetes, Microascales, Microascaceae. The transcript is spliced from 2 exons. The coding region runs from base 1 to 3243 and encodes 1080 amino acids. The record is from RefSeq and is a predicted model, not a curated record.
AUGAGCGGCAACUACAGGCCCUAUCAACCACCGCAACAGCCAGUUUACUGGCAGGCUCCUGGUCAGCAGCAAGGAGCCCCAAGCCCCCAAGGCACUCCGAACCCAAACGCAACUCCAGGCCAGCCUCUCCCAGGUCAUCCUCACCCGCAGCAGACGCCGCCUCUCCAACGUCCUCCCCAGGCACCAACCCAAGGCGUACAGCAUCAUCCCCAUCCCCAAGCCUACGCUGCCUUUGUCCCCCAACAGCCAGGACAACAGCAUGCCCAAUCUCCUUAUCCCCUUCCCCUCCAACCUCAUCGUCCUCCCCAGCAGCAGCAGCAGCAAUAUAUCCACCAGCCACAGCAGCCUCAUCCUCACUAUCAACAACAACAUCCUCAGCAUCCCCACCAACAACACUAUCCCCCUCAGCAAUCCCCUCUUCACCCUUCUCACCCUUCCCCCCUCCACUCGCCCCCGCUUCACUCCCCCGGUUAUGGCCCUCCUCCCACCCAGCAACCCCCACCGUCCAAUCCUGUCGGCUUCAUUGCCGAGCUCGAUUCCUCCAUCAUCUCGACGCCACCUCCGGGCCCGGGAAAUGGCCAAGCCGGUCCGCCGGCCGGUAACUUUGCCGAGUUACCUGCCGAGCCGGCCGUGACCCCCAACCCCGGGAAAGAAGGCGACAAGCCCGUGCAGACGCCUCAGUCGGCGAAACCUCCUACACAGGCUAACCCCUGGGGAUUCUUCCUUGAGGAGAAGCAGGUCGUCACGAGCGAGGGUGGAAAGCCAGCCUCUGUUCCCGCUGCUGCGCCGGCUUCGGCUCCUGCUCCUGUUCAGGGAGAGCCCAAGAAGGAAGACGAGAAGAAAGAUGAGACGAAACCCCAGGCCAUCGUUGUUGAUUCAACGCCGCAGGUUGUCGAGGAACCGCCGAAGCCUCAUGAUGCGAGGUUUACCUUGCCUUCGCAGCAGUAUAUGCCGGGUGUUGUUCAUCGGCCACCGCCACCUCAGGGUGGCCAACCUGAGCAUCACCAACCUCCUUCACAAGGUCAGGCUCCGCAGCAACAACCGCCUCCUCAGGUUCAACCUCACCAACAUCACCCGCAGCAACAGCAACAGCAACAGCAGCAACCACCGCAUAACCAGCAGCCGCAUCAGCAAUUUGUUGCUUAUAAUGCUUCUGCUCAUCCUGGAUCUCCGGGCCCCCCUCCUCAACAAGGCCAGCCUCCUCACCAACAUAGUCCUCCUAGCCAGCCGACUUCUCCUGCUGGAGCUCCCCCUCAAGCUUCACAGAUCCAACCCUUCCAGCCCGGCCCACCGCAACAAGGAGCCACACCCGCGCCGGCCACCGUAAACCCGUACCAGGCAUACGUGCCGCCUAAUCAACAGGGCGGCCCGGCGCAAGGAGGACCUCCCGCUGCAGGUGGUCAGUUCCAGAUACCUCAGCAUGGUCCUCCUGGACUUCAAGGAGGCAUGACCCCGCCCGGUCAACCUGGCCAACCACAGCAACCACAGCAACAACAAUUUGCCAUUGGAGCCAGGCCCCCUUCUAUAGGACAUGCGGGAGGAGCGCUUCCAGUGGUUGCGAAUGCAAAUCUGCUGCCUUCCGGACCGCAGAAUCCUAACCAACCUCAGCAACCCGGAUAUCCCCAACAGGCUCAUCCCACACCUCCACCGGCUGCCACGCCGACAUCCCCUCCUCUUGGCCCUGGCCCCACCCAGGCCCCCCAAAACCAGCCCCAUAUGUAUGGACCGGCACCUCCACAGAUAGCGGGCACCCCAAUGAUGUCACCACCACCACCCAGCGGCCCAGGCGCCGUUCCUCCGAACCAACCUCAUGUCUACGGGCCAGCUGCCUCGCCGGCUGGUAGUGUAGCGUCACCUGCCCCAGGAUCUGGUCCAGCGCAGCAGCAGCAGCCGCAGCAGCAGCAAACCACGUCGUAUUUCCCUCACAGCGCGACACCUCCCGCCGUUCACCCCGCCUAUCAGCAGGUGCAUAGGCCCCAGAGUCCGCCAGCGCAUAACGUGGUUCAGUCUCCGCCGCCGUUACAGCAUGGCGGCGCGCCCGGACAAAGCCCGUCCAUUGGAUCGAGUUCCGUGCCACAGACCCCCGCGCCGCAGACUCCAGGACCCUCUCCCCAUGGUCCCACGCAGGCGCCUUCCGUACACAGCGUUACCCGGCCCAACUCCGGCGCAUAUAACGUACCGCCGCCCAGUUCCUCUCACGGUCCGACGCCUCCUCCUGGCCAGACCCAGACACCUUCGAACGCUACCCCGGUUUAUGGGGUUCCUCCGCCUAUUCCCGCCCAGGCGACCGGUCCAACCCAGCCGCCGUCUCUCCCUCAAGGCCAAACUCAACCUUCCCCUCCUACCGGCCAAUCUCAGGGGCAAAUACAGGGUCAAGCCCAAGGUCAACCUCAAGGUCAGCCAGGCCAGCCAAGCCAGCCAGGCCAGCAUCCCACCUACGGGCCGGGCGCACCUCAUCCCACUCAGCCCGCCUCCGCUCAAAUGACCGGCCACCCAGGCCAGGACCUCCCGAUCCCGAACGACCCUCCUCCGCCGUAUAAUCCUGUCGCGCUUCCUCCCCGGCCGGAGACUGCCAACCUCGGGCCCCGUCCCGUCUACCACUACGGUCCUCCCCUCCCAGGCCAAGUCGGCAUCCCCCCUCCACCCCUUCCCCACCGACCCGUCUCCGCCAUGGGCAACCAAAUAAGUCCCCAGCCUGGCGCCCAGCCACCUCAAAGUCCCUACGGCCCUCCCGGUACCACCCCAUACGGCGCCCCCAACCCACAAACUCCCGUAGUAGGACCCUACGGUCCCGGCGUCCAGACGACCAAUCCCCAAACCUCUUACGGCCCCCCUCAACCAACCUACACCAACACCCCCACCACCUCUUUCCCCCCUCCACCCAAGACUCCCGCCCUCAAUCAUUCCCUAUCAGCAAACAGCCGUCCACCCACCAGCGGCGGCGGCGGCGGCGGUCUCCUAAGCAGCAAGACGAUGAAGAAAUUCGUCAACCGGACCACCAACAUUCUCGAACAGACCGUCGCGCCCGUCAUCGCAGCAGGCCACAAGUAUGCGUAUCAGGGCCAUUCUUCUCCUUCGCCCAUGCCGGGUCAGCCUAUGUAUGGACAGCCUGGUACGCAGCCUGGGUAUGGACAGCCGGCUCCGCCACAGGCUGGGUACGGACCGCAAGCUACGCCGCAAUAUCCAGCGCAGCCGACGAACUGGGCGCCUUCUCAUCCGCAGCCUCAGGCUCGCCGGGAGUAA